Molecule: messenger RNA, 1634 nt
Organism: Acomys russatus (golden spiny mouse)
Lineage: Eukaryota; Metazoa; Chordata; Mammalia; Rodentia; Muridae
Gene: Fcrla
Product: Fc receptor like A
Exons: 5
Coding region: 1-1116 (371 amino acids)
Biological process (GO): cell surface receptor signaling pathway
Molecular function (GO): transmembrane signaling receptor activity
Source: RefSeq, a predicted model, not a curated record
AUGAAGCUGAGCUGUGUCCUCAUGGUGUGGGUUCUUUGUGUUUGCCCUGCUGUGUUCCUGGCAACCCAGAUGUUAGUGGCUGCCAGGUCAGAGACUCUGAAGUGUCAAGGACCUGCUGGCAUUGAACAGAGCAGCUGCCAUACUGAUGAUGAUGAUGAUGAUGAUGGCGGCGAUGUGACCCACUCCAGUGAAGCUGGCUUACAGUUCAAGGGCUACACGUUCAGUAAGCCCUUCCAUCUCAUUGUUUCCUACGUUCUGAGCAUUGCUUGGGACCUCCUGAGGGAGGUAGACAAUACUCAGCUCUUACUCUGGGCCACAGACUGGCUGAUCCUUCAAGGUCCAGCGACACCAAUAUUUGAAGGAGACCCAUUGGUUUUGCACUGCCGUGCCUGGCAAGACUGGCCACUGACUCAAGUCAUCUUCUAUCGAGAGGGCUCAGCCCUAGGUCCUCCUGGACCUGAAAGAGAGUUCUCUAUCACUGUGGUGCAAAAGUCAGACAGCGGACACUACCACUGCAGUGGCAUCUUCAGGAGCCCUGGUCCCGGGAGCCGAGAGACUGCAUCCCCUGUGGCUAUCACAGUCCAAGAGUUGUUCCCAGCCCCUACUCUCAAAGCCUUACCUUCUGGUGAGCCCCAAGAGGGAGGCUCAGUGACCUUGAGCUGUCAGACAAAGCUGUCCCUGCCGAGGUCAGCUUCGCACCUCCUCUUCUCCUUCUACAAGGAUGGAAGGCCACUGAGUACCGGAGGCGUCUCUUCAGAACUCCAGAUCCCCAGAGCAUCAGAAGAACACUCCGGCUCCUACUGGUGUGAGGCAGCAACUGAGGACAGGCAGGUUUGGAAGCAGAGUGCACAGCUGGAGCUCCGGGUGCAGGCUCUUCAGAAACCAGCUGCUUCCAAGACUCCUGCUACGGAGCCCUCUGGUCCUUUGCCUUCAUCACACGAUCCUUCUGGCGAGCACCUGGGGCUUUCCUCCUCAGACCCCCACCUGCAGCACCAGAUACGCCUUCUUCUCAGACAAAUGCAAGAUGUAAGAGUUCUCCUUGGUCAUCUGGUCAUGGAGCUGAGGGACUUGUCUGUCUACCUGAAACCUGGUGUCACAAAGGUUGCUGACAAAUGACAUCAAGCUAUUCGUCUGUGAUCGCCUCAGCCACCACAAAAACUCCAGCUCUUCAGUACAGCCCAUAUGCAGGAAUAGUUUUGCAAGCUGUCUUGAUACUUCCCUUGGAAUAAUGGAACUGCUUGAGUGCAAAUAAACACAUGCGUGGUGAGACUCAGAGUUCGCCUAUCACUGUAUAUUCUCUUUGACCAUGACAAGGUCAUUCUGAAUUCUAGACCAGGAAUUUCUUUCUGUUGCCCAGAAGGGAAUUGAAAGAGAAGCAAUGGAGGUGGAUUUAAUACUGCAGUCUUGACUGGGGACAAUUUCUCUUCCCUAUAAUUUCCACAGGAAACAUUUAGCUAUGUCCCCUAGACAUUUCAGGUUUCACACAGGGUGGUAAGGACAUAUAUGCUACUAGAUCUUAAUAAGUUAAGUCAUUUACAAGCCAAGGAGGCUGCUGACCAUCCUAUAAUGCAUAAGACAGCCCUUUUCUCCAAUAAAACAUUGUCUGUCCCCAAAUUUUAUUAGUGCUAAAGUUA